AUGAAGUUCUCCACAUCCCUCGCCCUUGCCGCCGCGGCCUCGACCGCCUCCGCUCACACCAUUUUUGUCUCGCUCAACAGCGGCGCAGUAGGCGACGGCGUUCGAGUAGUCUCCUACGAUGGCCCCAUCACAGACGUGUCCUCCAGCUCCAUCGCCUGCAACGGCGCCCCCAACGGCGCCGUCCAGAGCACCAACACCGUCAUCAACGUCCAAGCCGGUUCAACUGCGAAACUGACCUGGCGCCAUACACUCACUUCCGGUUCGAACGAUGUUAUCGACGCGAGUCACAAGGGUCCCGUCAUGGCGUACAUGAAGAAGGUCACGGAUGCGAAGACGGACGCUGGACCUGGAUCUGGCUGGUUCAAGAUCGCAGAAGAGGGUCUCGGCUCAGACGGCAAAUGGGGCGUGGACAAGCUCAUUGCAAAUGGUGGCGUGCAGACUGUUACCAUCCCGCAGUGCAUCGCGCCGGGACAAUACUUGCUCCGUGGCGAGCUGAUUGCGCUGCAUGGUGCUUCUAGCUCUGGUGGUGCGCAGUUCUAUAUGGAGUGUGCGCAGAUUAAUGUUACGGGUGGAUCUGCAAGCAAGACGCCUGCGAGCGUGAGCUUGCCUGGGGCUUAUAAAGCGUCUGAUGCGGGAAUCUUGUACAAUUUGUACAGUGGGCAGAAGACGUACACCGCGCCGGGUCCUGCGGUGUUCACAUGCUAG
Didymosphaeria variabile is the source of this 705-nucleotide messenger RNA. RefSeq lists its product as uncharacterized. The record is from RefSeq and is a predicted model, not a curated record. The transcript has 3 exons. Bases 1 to 705 code for a protein of 234 amino acids. Lineage: Eukaryota; Fungi; Ascomycota; Dothideomycetes; Pleosporales; Didymosphaeriaceae.